This is a messenger RNA of Porites evermanni, 1434 nucleotides long. NCBI's taxonomy places the organism in Eukaryota, Metazoa, Cnidaria, Anthozoa, Scleractinia, Poritidae. The record is from the annotation of a GenBank genome assembly.
AUGGCCCUUUCCAAAGAAUAUACCAGUGAACAGCUGAAUUUUUUCAGAGUUUGUUAUGUAACUACUGAUGUUCUAGCCGACGGUCUAAGAGAAAUAUUUAAACAAGAAUGGGACAAACUGUACAAAACAACAAAAGGAGAAUGGAAAGAUGAUUAUCGAAGUGGAACAGACUUUUAUAACGGUGAGUCUCCUGGAAAUCAAAGAAGAAACGCUCAUCUUUUGGCAACUAUGAAAAACGGAAACAGAAGGGAAUGGGAUUGUACAAUGCUGUUCUACGCCAUCCUUUACUCUGACUCUAUCGGGCCCCACCUUGCCCCAACAGUAACAAAAGGUGUAUAUGAUCUAAGAAAUUUCAGAAACGCACAAGCUCACACAACUCAAGGACGUCUCUCUUACAUGGAUUUUCAAAAUGCCAUUGGCAAAGUUGAUGUUGCGUUUCAAGCUCUUGGUCUCACUACUGAAAAAAUUCAAGGGAUUAAAAAUCAGGCAACGUUCCCAACGGAACAAUUACUAAAGACCUUGACGGACCUCCAAGAAAAAGAAAAUCAGCGACAGGUCCUUGCAGACCAGCUGCAUAAAGAAGUGCCUUUAUUCUGCAUUCUCCCUCCUAAACCUGCACACGACAUUGGGAGUCGCGAUCGCGAGGUAGCAAAAAUAGCCCAACAGCUAAAGGAAUUAAAGAAGGCCAAUUACAACCGAUUGAGUUAUUCAUACAUCUCAGGAAAUCCUGGUAGUGGCAAAUCCCAGUUAGCUGGCCUCGUAGCUCAAAGAUUUUUUCAUGACCAAGUCAAGGAAAUGCCAGACGCUUCUUCAUUUGUGAUGACCUUAAACGCUGCUAGCCCAGAUUCCCUUCUGGAGUCGUAUACUAACUUUGCUCGUCAAUUAAAGUGCCCAGAUUAUUCAGUAAUGCAAAUCCUGAGUUCAAAGGAAUGGUCAAUUGACAACAAGAUCGCCAAUCUUAAGAUGCUUAUUGGGGCAAAAAUUAGUCAUUACACGUCGUGGCUAAUAGUAGUGGACAAUGUCACUACCCUUUCGUCUGUGCAUGUUCACCUACCCCAGUCGGGAAACGAGGCGUGGGCAAGGGGUCAAUUGUUGAUAACUACGCAGGAUACAACGUCAAUCCCCUUAGAAAGCUCUUUAGUUAAUCACAUCUCCGUUAGCAAAGGUAUGGAGCCCGACGAUGCCAGUUGUUUAUUGACCAAGCUUUCUGGUAUCGCUGAUGUUGAGCUAGGGUUAGAGGUGGCGCGAAAACUGGAUUAUCAGCCUCUUGCCUUAGCAGGCGCUGCCGUUUUUGUCAAAAGCAUUCGACAGGACAAAAUAAAAAGGCAUUUUGGCUGGGACGAAUACCUGAAGCUAUUAGAGAAAGGCAAACGAGAAACGACAGAGCAUACCCUUGCUGAUAAAAACUCUGCUUAUCCUAAUACAAUGACCAAA